UCAUAUAAACAGUAUAUGCUGUGGACAUCAGAGUGCCGAGGCAGUUCAAUGUUCGGGUGCGCGCAAGUACGGGAGUAGUCGAGUUAAUAGUCAAAUAAUUUUUGUUAGCCGCAAUCAGCAUAGAAUACUGUAUCAAUUACGGAUGCACAAAAGAAAAGGAAUUUAAACAGUGUUCAUCGAGAUGAUUCCAAAACCGUCCAUUUGUUAAAUCCUUUAGGAAAACACUAUUACCAGUGUAUUAGCCGAAGAAAUACACGUGCUUUGAUAAAUUCGCAAUGGAGCAAGUAGAAUUUAGGAAAUAAGAUACGGAAAAUGCUCAAAGAAACAACAAUAAGUGUAAAAUAAAAUUAAGAUUAUCAAAUGAUCAGCAUUAAUAUACUUUUUUAAAUGGAACCUUUCGAAACGGCACCUCGCAGAACCGAGGCGGAGAAGUCCAUCAAUGAAAAGCGAUGUCUGUUCGCUGUGUGCCUUAAAUGUCAUGAUAAUGGUCUAUCCAUGGAACGAAUAUCAAUGUAAUUCGUGUUUCUUAACGAAUGCAAGACAGUCAUCGGCGUGUCAUGGAGGACAGUGGUCAAAUGCAUUCUAGCACUCUUCUUGAAGAAACCUUCUAUGUCACAUCCAAGAAAAACACCUACUACAAGGUGAGACUAACAGAGAAAGGUCUCAGCUUGGAGAAAGACAAUAAUGGCGCGACAAAAGUUGAAACGAUCAUUUUGAGCGACAUAAUUGGAUGCAGAUGUAUGCGCUCGAAGCGCAAAAGCGCGGGAAGCUGUGUUUGUGGCCCGGGCACAUCAAGAUCGCAGCUUAAGCUCGUCGAGUCUGCGGAAGCUUAUCAGUGUUACGAUGAAUUCGACACAUCGGCCUAUCUUUAUAUUUAUGCUUACACUUUGAAGAAAGCGCGUAUGAAAGGUGUGAAGAGGCGUGAAAGGACCACGAUCACGUUACGCUUCCGCAGUUUUGACAAGUACGAGGAUAAUCUACGAGAGGCUAGCAGGUGGCGAUUAGCCAUCAAAUGCCUCAUUGCUAGCGUGCCCGUGCCUAAAAGUUUUAUGAGCCCCACUCACGGGAACCUCGAGUCCCUGAUUAACGCGUGUCCGGGGGAGCAACGGAAGCUUCUUGUCCUGCUGAACCCGAAAUCGGGGCCGGGUAAGGGUCGCGAGGCCUUCCAGAAGAGGAUCCACCCGAUCCUGUCGGAAGCGGAGAGGCCUUACGAGGUCCACAUAACGAAAUGCUCCAAUUACGCCCGCGAGUUCGUCCGCACCAGGGACAUUUAUCAAUGGAGCGGGCUACUGAUGGUCGGCGGCGACGGUAUCGUGUUCGAAGUAGUGAAUGGGCUUUUUCAAAGGUCCGAUUGGGAGAAAGCCCUCAGGGAAUUGCCUCUUGGCGUGAUACCGUGCGGCUCUGGGAACGGCUUAGCGAAAUCCAUCGCAUACGCUAAACAGGAACCGUACGAUUACAAUCCUCUUCUGAUCAGCGCGCUGUCCGUGGUGAAGUACAAAAGAGCCCAGAUGGACCUGGUGCGCGUUGAAACCAGGAAUCAGAUCCUCUUCUCAUUUUUGUCCGUCGGCUGGGGCCUGCUCGCCGACAUUGACAUUGAAAGUGAAAGGCUCCGCGCGAUCGGUGGCCAAAGAUUCACCGUUUGGAGCGUGGCUCGCCUGAUAGGAUUAAGAACGUAUAGGGGCAAAGUGUCUUACUUGCCCUGCGAUAAAGUGCCGUCCGCCGAUAGUUUGGGCAACGGCAAGGCCUACAACGAAUACGUGAAGGAAACUCAGAUAUCGCACUCGAGGAGCUACGGCGAUGAUUUGGAUAGGUGUAGCAAGAUCAGCGAAUCGAAAAGCUUCCACGACGCCCUCGACGAAGACCCGGCUAUCAUAGACGAUUUCGAUAGCUGUGAAGAUAGCGAUAUAAUAAGCGAAAGUAUCACGCUCGAAACGGAAACGGAGAGACGGCACAGGCUAGAUAGCUUUUAUUCGGCGACCUCAGCGAGGUCAACUUACUUUAGUACAGCUUCAAUUUCUAGUUAUCAUAGUGUCGUCGAGCCAGACAACGGGGAAGUGGAUGCAGAGAACAACAUCAAUCAAGUUAUGUACGGUCCGUCGUCGAGGUUGCCUGCGUUAACUUCAGAAGUAUCAAGUUCCUGGACGCAAGUUCAAGGAGAGUUUGUUAUGGUCCAUGCGGCGUAUCAGUCACACUUGGGUCAGGAUUAUUUCUUUGCACCUCGUGCCAAAUUGGCGGAUGGUAUUAUUUGGCUCAUAAUAGUUAAAGCCGGUAUUACACGAGUCAAUUUACUUCAGUUCCUGUUGGGUUUAAGUAGUGGUACCCAUCUAACACGUUCUGGCAUCGACAUGAUACCCGUAAAGGCAUUUCGAAUAGAACCAGAAGAAGACGUAAAUGGUCACAUAACUGUGGACGGAGAAAGAGUAGACUAUGGACCUUUGCAAGCAGAGAUAUUUCCGUCUUUAGCGUCGGUAAUGUCUCCCUGAUAUAAAUGACAGUCAACUAUUUAAGCAACUAGCAAUGGAAUCAAAUGGUACAAUCCUAGAACUUUAAGUUCAAUUACAUGGUAGUAUGGUCCAGGCGACAAUACUGUAUUAAUAUAUUAAUAUAUAAUACAUUCGGGAUUGGUACUUUAAUCUAAAGUGACGAUAGAUGUAUAUUAUAGACUGUCAAUAUAACAUAAAUCAUUCCAUACAAUGUAUUCAAUGUAUUUUUAAUUUGAUGGAAUCAAUGCAACAUAGUUUGUAUAAAUUUAAUGGUUAUUUUAUGGAAUUUUAAUAUUUAUAUAAUAUUAUCAAUAGUGCUCGUUAACUAGUAAAAAUUCUAUUCCAUUUGUUAGCUUAAGACAUUCCUUUUGAACUAUUUCACCUACGACGCACAAUAGUUAAAAUGUUGCCUAGGCUUUAAGCUAGUUAUCAAGUGCUAUUGUUAAUCUUACACCACAAAUAUCAGCUUGCACAUAUUCUUCUUUAUUAAAUAACGAAAAGGGUCAUUGGAACUUUGUCAAAUUGGUAAUUUCACAUUUUUUAUAUUUUUGCGUGUUAGAGAUAUAGAUUGUGUUAUAGAUUGUAUUUCUAAUAUAAUUGUAUAAUUAACACAUCAUGGCUUCCAAUAUUAGCACAGCACAAGGACGAAAUAUAUGAGACAGAAGAAUUCUAUACAGAAUUUACUCUGCGCAAAUAUACUGAUUUUGUAGCUUAAAUGCAUUUUAUGGACUAGAAAGGUAUAUUAUUACCUGGUCCAAUGUCAGCGAUACAGUAUUGAUUUUACAGCAAUAGUAUAAUGAAAAAGUCAGUCUGUCGGUACAAGUUAGAAUUACUAGCUUCUUGUCUUAUGCUCAUAUUUGAAGUAUUUUUUUAGAAUACCAUUAACUACAUUAUCUGAUGUAAAAACAUAUCACAAUUAUUAAAGUAGCAUGGGUCAUGUUGAAGGUGUCAUACCCAAUUAUGAGCGCAUAGAUAUUACGUAAACAAUAUUUGUAAAUAAAAUAAUUAUGAAACACAAGAGAACUAUUUGAUAUUGUAUUAGAAAAAAUAUUAAAAUAAUAUAUAUUAUGAUAAGAUAAUUAUAAAGUUAUCUUAUAUUGUUAUUGAAUAGCACUUUGAUAUUGAGAAAAGGAGCAUUUUCCUGUGUUCCCUAUUUCAUGAACAUAUAAACAUAAUUUGAUAAAUAUUUUUGUUUAACGUGUACACACGUGCCAAGAGUUGUAUAAGAAUUAGUAUAUAAUUAGUAACAUGAUUUUUUAAUUAUUUUUUUCAUGCCAAAUUUUAUGUUUAGAGCUGUAUUUCAAAUGUAAAUUUUCAUUCUUAAAUGAUUAUACUUUCAAUAAAUUAUUCGUAAGUACUGUUACAAUACCUUUUGUAUUAUACUAAACAAAAUAAUUUAUGAAUUAUUACUAUUUCCUUAAAACAUAAACAGAUAAAAAUAUUUUUUGUCUUAUGAAGUACUGAAAAAAUUAUUAAAUAACUUGAUUUAGUAUUCUCGGACAAUCACAGAAGAUGCGACUACUAAAUCUGAUUUCAUAGAUAUAAAAAACCAAAUUGGAUUGUUAAUAAGAAAUAUUGUAAAUUUUAUCUAUGUAUGAAUUUAUGUGAUGUAAAGGUAUUUAAUUUACGGCAUUGUAAAAUAGAAUUAUUUAAUUAAAAGAAAAAUAUUUAAUAGUACACUUUUUUGGAAUGUGCUAUGUCGCUACUUGAGGUGAAACUUAUUUAUCGUCCUUAAAACUCAGGUGUGUGUGUAUAUAUAUAUAUAUAUAUAGAUAUAUAUACAUAUAUAUAUGUACUUCUGUUAUUCCGCAUUUUUUAGCGGAAAUAAUCGUUGAUGUUUUUGAGAAUGAUUUCUCCGUUAAUGUUGACUUUAAUAAAAGUUAUUAAACAGAAUAAUAGCUAUGAGUGAUAAUAAAUUCAAUAAUUCAUAGUGUAAAUAAAUUAUUCCAUAAUUCCUAAAAAGUAUCUGAAAAUUAUUCCGUUUCUGUUCAGUUAUAAACGUAAUGUAAAACUAGAUAAGAAAGUCACGUUUUACUAACAGAAAUUCGUCCGUUUGUAUGUUCCAGUUACAAUUAAUCUGUAUAAUGAGUUUACUAAAUACUUUCUUGUAUAGUGGUACAUGAAAAAAUACUAAAGUUUCACUUAUUGAAGUUUCUAAAGGUGUUUUACUUAAAUAUAUACAGAAUGAAGCAUGAAAAUGAGAAUACCUACAUGUUUUUACUAUUUAUGAAUGCAUAAGAAACCUGUUUAAGGUAAAUUUGAACUAUUUAAAGAGAAAAACAAAUUUUUGUUUUGUCUUGUUGCAGAAAAUAAGAAAAUAAAUUCAUGGGUGUUACAAAUAUACGAUUCUAAUUAGCUUACCUUAAAAUUGUCUUUUUAUUUAACAAAAUGUAAAUAUUGAACUAUUCUCCUUUACAUGUUCCACCCUGGGUAUAAACCGUAAGAAAAAUGUAAUAGAAUAAAUAUUUCAAUUUACAAUUUAUUUAUUAUUAAGAUACAGUACAAGAAAAGUAGUAUAAUUCUUUAUUUCAAACACAUUUUCUUUGUUUCAAACACAAGUUAGAGUAAUAAUUAAAUCGUCUAUCCUAUAAUGAUUAGACUACAGAUGUUUAUAUAGGUACUGAUUUUUGUAAAUUAAUUUAUACUCUACAAAAUUCCUCAUUUUAUGAAGUGUUUGCUCAUGUUUCAAAUAUUAAAACUCAAUUGAGGUUUAUGAAACAUAUUGUUAUAGCAAGUUUUAGAAAGUUGUGGAUGCCAUAAAUAUAUUGACAUCUGUAAUCUAAUAAUAACUUAUGCACUAUGGCAUAUGGUUAUGUUAAAUAUAUAGUAACAAGAAAUUAAAGGAGAUUUAAAAAAUAUCACAGUAUAUAAAAUCAAUGAUACCUUUUGAUACAUUUACUUUGUAGCUUAUAAUGAAGAUACAUGUAUGUACAUAUAUUUGUGAGUUCCUAUCAAAGAAGAUACUUCAUUUAAAGUUCUGUAAGUACUGCUAACAAAAAAUUAUUUAUGUACAGAAAGUAUAAAGUAAUUACAGAAGUUAUUUACAUAACCCCGUUUAUGUACGGAGAAACUGUUUAUGAAUAUUAGCUGGUAUAGCUUAUAUUUCUUAUCUGUUAUUAAAAGUAUUGUGAACUUGAAUCAUAUAUUGAUAUAACAAAAAUGUUAUAUUGUAUCUAAAAUUUUUCAUUUGCAAACCUGUACUAAAAAAACUCUAUCGCUCCAAAUGUUAGACAGUUUACAUUAAUUUCUGUUGGAUUGUUGAUGUAAAAGUUUAUUUUAAUCAUAAUACAAAUCUUCGAUUAAAUUGUUGGUAAAGUCUAACACAUCACGUUCUUCAUCUUGCCCGUACCUUUAAUAAUACACUAUACAGCAGAAAACAUGUUUGGUGAGGUAAAUGUUUACAACUUCAAUUUUAUACUUUCAAAUAGAACACUCGGACAAAAAAAAUCUGUAACACUUAGUUAUAUUAAAAGUUAUACAACUUUUUAUAUAUUUAUCUGACGUUCGCAUCAUGACUGCAAUUAGAGUGAGAAAUAUGUAUGUUGAUACAAUAAUGAUAAUGUUUCAAACAUAGAAUAAUUAAUAUGUCUGACAAAAGUUACAUAUGUAAUAAUGAACACUAGGUAAUUAAAAAAGUAAAUACAUGAGUAUGUAGGAAUAAAAAUAGAUGAAUAUAUGUGUAUGCUAUCUUGUUUACACACCGUUAACGUCUAUGAAAAUAAAUGUGUAACACUUAUCUCUUUUAGAAAUAUCUUCAUACAAUCACAUUGACUGUAUGAAUAUGAAUUCAAUAAAUAUAGUGUAAAACUCAUAUACUUUUUUAUCAAUUUUAAUAAAAAGUGAUGCUACAAAACAAACUGAAAUACAAAUGUCUAGCACAAAAUCUCGUUUUAUAAAUAUUUAAACACGAAAAAAAUAUUUUAUAAAAUUACGUUGAAUCCUAUAAAUUCAAUAUAAUUUGUAUUUUUGUUAGCAAAUACAAACUAACUUCAAAUGCUGAUUAUAUUGUACAAUAUAAAGAUACUUAUAUAAUUUUUUUGAAACUGUGUGAAUUCAAUUUUGUUAUAAAUACUUUAGUAUCGAAUUUAUCCUUAUCCUAAAAUGGAAACCUUUUGUAACUCAUAGGAGUGUUAUGUUUAAAAUAUAUAUUUUCAAGACCAAUUAAAACUCUUGAAUUUAGCAAUUUGAGCGUAUAGUAUUAACAGCAAUGAAAAAUCAAUGAAUUGUUUAGUAAAGAAAAUGGUUUGAUAAUAGGUACAGAAAAUGUUUUUCGUCAUAAUACUAUGGAUGAUGAAUAAGUCCACAGUUUCUCAAUAAUAAAAUUAAAUUUACAUACUUCUGCAUUCACAGUAUUUCAAUAUGUCAAUCCUAACACUUAUAAAAGGGACUUAACUAUAAUUCUAACAUCUCAUAGAUCAAAAUUUUUAUGCUGCUCAACUCGCGAAUAUAAAUUAGAAGAGAACUUUCGAAUAACUCAGUAAAUAUCUGAAAAAACAAUUUCUUACUUUAUAAUAAUGGAGUUACUCUUUGAGAGUGUAGUAUAUAUGAUGAUCUCUUCUUUGAUUCCGUGUUUUGUUUAAUUUGUCAGUAAAACUGGCAAUAUGAUAAUUGAAAAAAUUAACUUGUUAUAUUAAGAGCAUCUAAAUUAGCCAAUAGAUCUUUCACAUCAUCUUGAACUUGAUUAGCUGUGUUAGAUAAAGAUAGACGUGAAUAAAAAGUACUUAAGGCUUCUACUGUUUCAUGAGAACUCUUCUGUUUUUGUAGAUACGUUAAUAACAUAUUAACUGUAUCAUGGAUCUCUUGUUUUACUCUUUGCAUAUCCUCUUCCUUACAAUUUUGAAAUAAUUUUAAAUGCGACUGCGCUAAUUGCAAUGGAUUAUAACCAUCCUUAUUUCGUGAUAUAAUUUUUGCUUCUGCUUUCAAAAGAAGUGUUACCACUGAUAUUUGAUGAGCAAGAGAAGCUAAGUGUAAUGGAGUGUUACCUACACAAUCGCGUUGAUUCGGAUCUGCACCAUACUCUAAUAAUAACUGUACCAUUUCUGUAUAGCCACUGUUGAAAUAAAAACAUAUUAUUAUGUAUAUUGUAUCAACA
Nomia melanderi (Alkali bee) is the source of this 7575-nucleotide messenger RNA. It is a transcript of the gene Sk2, whose product is annotated as Sphingosine kinase 2. Gene Ontology annotation, cellular component: cytoplasm; membrane; intracellular membrane-bounded organelle. Lineage: Eukaryota; Metazoa; Arthropoda; Insecta; Hymenoptera; Halictidae. Gene Ontology annotation, biological process: sphingosine biosynthetic process; phosphorylation. The record is from RefSeq and is a predicted model, not a curated record.